Messenger RNA from Sceloporus undulatus (fence lizard), 2836 nucleotides. RefSeq names its product RAD18 E3 ubiquitin protein ligase (gene RAD18). Gene Ontology annotation, molecular function: single-stranded DNA binding; ubiquitin protein ligase activity. Gene Ontology annotation, biological process: DNA damage tolerance; protein monoubiquitination. The transcript has 13 exons. The record is from RefSeq and is a predicted model, not a curated record. Lineage: Eukaryota; Metazoa; Chordata; Lepidosauria; Squamata; Phrynosomatidae. Gene Ontology annotation, cellular component: Rad6-Rad18 complex; nucleus. Bases 50 to 1318 code for a protein of 422 amino acids.
UCUUGCUGAGCGGGCCAUUCGGAGAGGGAAAGGAAGGAAAGGAGGCGUCAUGUCCGAGCCUGAGUGGCCCCAGAGCCUGGCCCCUCUGAAGGAAUUAGAUAACUUGUUGCGUUGUGGGAUAUGUUUCGAAUACUUCAACACUGCAAUGAUCAUUCCCCAGUGUUCACAUAAUUAUUGUUCUCUCUGCAUUCGUAAGUCCCUGUCCUUUAAAGCUCAGUGUCCUACCUGCUGUGUGGCAGCUGCAGGACCUGACCUGAAAAAUAAUAGGAUAUUAGAUGGACUUGUAAAGACUUUCCGUUCUGCAAGACAGCAGCUGUUCCAGAUAAAGAUAAAGCAGGAAGACAAUGAUGCUAGCCAAGAAGCAGGGAGUACAAGUCCUACAGGAGGCACCAGGAAUCCUGUAACACCUUCCACAUCUGCAACAAAAAUUGUUCCAAAAGUGGAAUGUCCUGUUUGUGGGGUUAUUGUUCAAGAAAUGCAUAUAAACAAGCACCUUGACUGCUGCUUGACACGAGAUGAGAAGAAGGACAGCCUUCGAAGUUCUGGACACACAAAGAAGUUCCUGCCUAAACUGGUUUACAAUUUGCUUUCUGACCGUGAUCUGAAGAAAUUGCUGAAGGAAUAUGGGCUGUCCACCCAGGGAACAAAGCAGCAGCUUAUUAAAAGACAUCAGGAGUUCGUGCACAUGUAUAAUUCACAGUGUGAUUCCCUAAAUCCCAAAUCAGUUGCGGAAAUAGUAAAAGAACUGGAAAAUAUUGAGAAGACUCGAGCACAGCUUGAAUCCAGUAAACCUAGGGAAGAUAGCAUGACAUUUACAAAGACCCAGACAGAGAAUGAAAUAGAUGAAAUUCAUAGCAAUUACCGGAAGAAACAUAAAGCUGAAUUCAAACUUUUAAUUGACCAAAUGAAUAAGCGAAAGGAACAUGCAAGUAAAAGGAAUAUAAAUGAAGAACCAAAGCAGAGUGAAACAACCACCGAAAAACCGCCUAUAGAGACUCGAGAAAAAAUGAAUCUUGAAGAACAAGCAGACUGGGCCUCCAUUACAGAUCACUCACGCGAAACGGCAAGUCUAGACUGUGGAAGAAGCAAAAGUAUAGAUUGGGCUGAUAUUGGAGGAUUGGCUCCUGCUUCUUCUUUUCAAUCCUCUGAAUCCUCAAACAGCUCAAGUUCAGACAUCAUAAGAGAUUUGGAAAUCGCUGGGAUGUGUUCAGGCUCAUUGAAUAUCAACAGUUUCCCAGAAAUGAAAACCACCAAACAAAAAUCACAGCAUUCUAGAAGCAGCCCAGUCUUUCCCCAGAGUAAGCGGAGAAAAAAUUAGCCAAAGUAUUACAUACUAUAUUGUAUGAUGGAAAUUACUAAACUGCUUUUACUUCCUCAGAAGUCUCUGGUUUUAAGCAGUACUGUUCAAAAUGUAUUUAGCUUAAAAAAAGUUUCAUUGAUAGCCAUGAAAAUUACUGUUAACUAAAUGUGCCCUUAUUAUUUAAAGCACUGAAACAGAUGUAUCUAUGCUGCAUAAAAAGGAAAAAUAUUUCAAUCAUUUCCAUUAGUUUCUGCACAAUAUAAGUGUCAUUUUUGCUUUUAGCAUGCAUCAAUCUAGGUAGUCCUCCCCCCACCUGCUUUUCACCUGUCUCUUUACCAACCACCACUUUUUAUAGCUCACAGCAGUGUUGUUGGCUUGAGAAAAUUAAUUUAUGCUGAUAGCUUACUUACACUGUAGAAAUAAUGCACUUUGAUAACCACUUUAAGUGCUGUAGCUCCAAUCUAUGGAAUUCUGGGAUAAGUCAUUUUACGGGGUCUUUAGUCUUCUCUGCCAAGGAGUGUUUGUGUCUCAGAAAACUAUAUACCCAAGGUAUUUUGUAGGCUGGAGCCAUGGCAGUUAAAGGGGAGUCAGAUGCAUCAUUUCUACAAUGUAGGUGUGCCCUUAGAAAGCCUUUAUGUGUGGACCAUUAUUUUUCUUAUACAUAUUCAUAAAAGAGGCCCUAUGCAUAAAGAACUUUAUGGGAGGGGAAAAUAUGGUUCAGUGUUUUUAUGUAAAGAUGGUGCCAACUUUGUAGACUUUUUACACCACUUGGAGUAAAUAGCACUUUCUAAACACAACUACCUUGCUUCCUGAUUUUUUCUUCUCCCCUAAACAUGGCUUGACUUUCAUGGUCUCAACAGCAAAUAAUGUAUGUUCUUAGGGACAAGAAUUAGUUAACAAUGACAAAUGAAAUUAGCUCAGUGGCCUUGUUUUAAAACAUUUGCCAGUCAGAGUUGUGUCCAGUUAGCCCAAAGAUGGCAACUAGAAGGGGAGGGAAGUGACCCCCAGACAAUAGAGAAAUAUAUUCUCUUAUUGCCAUCCCAUUGUUGCUCAGUCCCCUUGAACUUUGCUCAGUCCACCAAUAGUAUCCCCAAACCUCCAAAGAGGUCACUGAUGGCCAUUUCACAUUUUCAUGCUUGGGAGAAUAACCUAUAAAUUAGCCCUUGUCACCAACAGAUCACCCCCAUGGUAACCACAUGCCAUGCCUUGAUCCGAUGCUUUGCCGGCUCUAAAAAGAAUGGCAAAAUGCCACUCCUUUUAGAGCCGACAAAAAGCUGCCCUUGCUGUGGCGGUGGUGGCGUUUCUGCAUUUCUUUGGCGCAGCGUGUAUGAAUGCUGUGCCAAAGGAGCGCUGUGAGGUCCCCUGCCAUGCGGUCAGGCACACAGCAUGAUGCCAACAUAGAGGUGGAGUCGGGGAGUGCGGCAUGCAGUCACCACACACACCACUCCACCUCAAUACUGGUGUUUUUAGUUGGUCUGUUUUGCCCCUAAGUCACCCAUUAUUAUUAUUAUUAUUAUUAUUAUUAUUAUUAUUAUU